UUGCGCGACGCACGCGAAUUUUAUUGUAUUAUUUAAUUUCAAUGUCAAUUUAUUGCAAUUCCUCAAAUAUAAUUUUAAAAAAAUAAAUUUAAAUACAAGUAUUGAAUGAUGAUAGCCAUACUCUUAUCAACUGUGUUUGCCAUUUUAUCCUUCAUAUCCUGGAUAUAUCUCAAGAGGGACUGCAGUACUUAUAACAUUUCCGGACCCACACCCUUACCUCUGGUCGGCAAUGGACAUCUAUUUUUGACAAGAGCAACAGGAUUUCUACCUCUUCUACAUCGUCUACUUAAAACUUAUGGCGACGCAGUUCGGUUUCACUUCUUUCAUCAGCCAUAUGUACUUCUAUGUAAUCCUAAACAUAUAGAGCCUUUAAUGACGGAUCCAGAUUUAAUCACGAAAGGCGUCUCCUAUGAUUACCUUGUUCCCUGGUUGGGAGACGGUCUUCUUACUUCAACAGGUGCAAAAUGGCGUCUUCAUAGAAAAUUCUUAACUCCAGCAUUCCAUUUUAACAUAUUGCAAAAUUUCCUGCCGGUUUUCGUGAAGAAUCAGAAGAUAUUAGAAGACAAGUUGCAGUGCAAAUACAGCGAUGGAAAAGAGUUUGAUUUGUUUCCAGUUAUUGCACUAACCGCCCUUGAUAAUGUUACUGAGGCCGUUAUGGGAGUAUCCUAUAAUUCUCAGCAGGACGCCAGUUCCAAAUAUGUUAAAAGUAUUGAAACGUUAGCUAAACUAGUGGCAUUAAAGAUGCGAAAUCCUAUAAUGGCCCGUGACGCUAUUUUUAAUCUGACACAUUAUAAAAAGGCCCACGAUGAAGCUCUCAAUGUAUUACACAGUCAUACAAAGGAAGUAAUCAAUAUGAGACGGAAGGAAUUAGAGCAGCAAAAUAUAACCAGGCUUGCCGGUAGUUCAGAAACGGGAAUCAAAAAUAAACAUGCAUUUCUUGAUCUGUUACUUCUGUCUGAGAUUAAUGGCACAAGGAUUGAAGAUGAGCAUAUCCGUGAAGAAGUUGAUACAUUUAUGUUUGAGGGUCACGAUACUACCACAGCUGGCGUAGUAUACGCAUUGUUCUGUUUAUCAAAAGAACAAUCAAUCCAAGAAAAAAUAUUUGAAGAACAGAUAGCAAUAUUAACUGACCUUAGUAAGGAUCCAUCUUAUAUCGAUUUACAACAGAUGAAAUAUUUAGAGAUGGUUAUAAAAGAAUCCUUACGAUUGUUUCCGCCAGUGCCCCUAAUAGAAAGAUUAACAACAAAAGAUGCUGAUCUAGGUGGAUUGAAAAUUAGGAAAGGAACAGCACUGAUUGUGGAUAUUAUUCAUAUGCAAAGAAGCCCAGAUUUAUACGACGAUCCCUUGAAAUUCAGACCUGAGAGAUUUGAUUCAUCAGUUUCUAAAACUUCAAACAAUGCUUUUUCGUGGCUAGCGUUCAGUGCUGGGCAAAGAAAUUGCAUUGGUCAAAGAUUUGCCAUGAUGGAAUUAAAAGUGAUUUUGUCAGGGAUCGUGAAAAAAUUUAAAGUGCUGCCCGUUGAUAUGGAGCCUCAACUUUGCGCUGAACUUAUACUAAGAUCUGAAAAUGGUGUGAAGAUUAAGCUAUUGCCAAGAAAUUAAUUACAAAGAAAUUUAUAUGUUACUCUGUUUAAAUAAUAUGGGUAUAUUAUUAGGGUACAAUUAAAACUAAUUUUACAAUUUG
This is a messenger RNA of Leptidea sinapis, 1681 nucleotides long. RefSeq names its product cytochrome P450 4C1-like. Gene Ontology annotation, molecular function: heme binding; iron ion binding; monooxygenase activity. Lineage: Eukaryota; Metazoa; Arthropoda; Insecta; Lepidoptera; Pieridae. The transcript has 11 exons. The coding region runs from base 106 to 1599 and encodes 497 amino acids. The record is from RefSeq and is a predicted model, not a curated record.